AUGGCUAUCGACUUCUUCAGAGGAGCCCGGCGUCCAGGGCGUUUCAUCGAGAUCCUCCUGUGCUUGGCGCUUACAGCCCGAAACCUGCAAUCUGUUCAGAGGCGAGAAGGACACAACACUUGGGGGGAUGAGGUCAGGCUCCUCCCAGCAGCGGGCCCCCAGCCCUGGCUCCCUGAACCGCACGCCGUCCUCACCCCGCUUCUUACUCCUCUCUCCCAGCAGCUCAGUCAUAAUGGUCAGUUCUCCAGAGACCAAGGACGACGAGGCUCCAUCCUCCCCCGGAGGGUCCCCACCUUCACCUCCGUCGUCACCAGCAUCGCCCCACUUCGCACUGCGCUCUCCAGAUGGCACUCGACGAUCCGAAUCACCAGACUCAUCAGUCAUAUACCACAUCUUCUUCCUUCCAUCGCCAAGCAAUUCACCCACCUCGCUCAGAGAGUCUGCCGUAUCACCCAGCUAUUCCCCAACCAUCCCCAGACGUUUGCAAGAGGAAAUACCUACCAACUCAGAGACGUCAGCAGAGAUGUGACCAAGCUGUUGGCCGACACGAUCGCCUCACUCGCCCGUUUCUCCAUGGCCCUGGUGGGGGUCACUCACCCACUCGCAGAAGAGACCUUCCUGCAUUUUGCUCUCACAGGCGUGCUUGCGCUUCUGCUUGCUGUUGCCACACAUGUGCUGGCAGAAGAGACACUUCCAACGGCCGACUUCACCACACGGGCUGUGGGCGCCCCCGAGUUUACCAGCGUGACCCUCCUGCCUGCCGCCGAGAGCGCUGCUGGCGAGCUUGGUGCCGGCGUGAUCCCCCAGCUUGCCUGCGUCCCUGUGGGCGACGCUGCAGACGACAGUGACGGCGUGAACCCCUGGCCUGGCCACACGAGUCCCCUGACUGCCAGAGACCCUGUCAGUGACCCCAGCUCACCAAUGAGACCUCUUGUUUACAAAUAAAACCAUUUCCCCCUGCACUGUGUUUCUGCCAUUUGUAUUACUUUUUAUUCUGUUUUUCUCUACCGAUUUUAAUUUUUUACU
Molecule: messenger RNA, 1026 nt
Organism: Choloepus didactylus (southern two-toed sloth)
Lineage: Eukaryota; Metazoa; Chordata; Mammalia; Pilosa; Megalonychidae
Exons: 4
Coding region: 1-945 (314 amino acids)
Source: RefSeq, a predicted model, not a curated record